Molecule: messenger RNA, 504 nt
Organism: Nicrophorus vespilloides
Lineage: Eukaryota; Metazoa; Arthropoda; Insecta; Coleoptera; Silphidae
Product: larval cuticle protein A2B-like
Exons: 2
Cellular component (GO): extracellular matrix
Source: RefSeq, a predicted model, not a curated record
UCCACCACGACAAGAACAAUGGCAUUCAAAUUCAUCUCCUUCGCAGCCCUUUUGGCCGUCGCCAAUGCGGGACUUAUUAACUCUCCGUACGCCGCCCCAUUAGCUUACUCCACGCCACUGGUAGCUAAAGUAGCUGCACCUGUAAUAACUAAAGUAGCUGAGGAAUAUGACCCGAACCCACAGUACUCUUACGGAUACGAAGUUCACGAUGGACUUACAGGCGAUAGCAAGAAUCAGCACGAAACUCGUAACGGAGAUGCCGUUCAAGGUAGCUACUCUCUCGUCGAUGCUGACGGUUUCAAGAGGACUGUAGAAUACACAGCUGACCCAAUCCACGGAUUCAACGCCGUCGUCCAUCGUGAACCUUUGGUAGCUAAAGUAGCUGCCCCAGUAGCUUACGCCGCCCCAGUCGCCAAAGUAGCUUACGCAGCUGCCCCAGUUGCUAAAGUAGCAUACUCAUCACCAUUGGCUUACGCCGCCCCAGCACAAUACUAUCAUCACUAC